AGGAUCUAACCACAAUGUGUCAAAAUUUGAUGGAUCUUUUGUUCACUGGGCGAACAAAAGGAAACAUGAGGUCAGCAUAAAUUAGCAUAAAUUAGCAUAAAUUAAGCAAUGACAUCACCCUCGUUCCCACGGUCCACCUCCUCGUCCUCCGGGGAGGGAGGACAUCACCCUCCACCUCCUCCUCCUCCUUCACCUCCUCGUCCUCCGGGUAGGGAGGACAUCACCCUCGUUCCCAUGGUCCUCCACCUUCUCCUCCUCCUUCGCCUUCUCCUCUCUCUCUCAGGAGAAACUUCUAGUACUACACCUACUACUAUUGUGCUACUAAUACUAUGUCUGAUGGAGUUGUUCUAACUGCACCUGUGUUGUGUUACAUAGUAGUAUUUUGGACAUGCAUUUCUUUCACACACACACACACACACACACACACACACACACACACACACACACACACACACACACACACAACUCAGACUGGUACCCAGCUGAGACAGGGAGAAACUUCUACAAAGCCAGCAACAAGGAAUACACAACUCACAUUAACUGAGUGCAAAAAGUUUGUGCAUGUGAGAUGAGGUUCACCAUUUUUCACAGCAAUGCAGCCACUUUUGCAUGACAAUGAGACGGAGGUGAGAAAAACACCCCACAUUGAGAGAGAGCGUGAGAACAACAAACCAGAAUGAUAUGUUUUUCUGACUCUAUGCAACACACACGCACACACACACACACACACACACCUCCUCUUUCUCCAACUACUCUCUCAUACAUGACACAUACAUGCAUGCACACACACACACGCACACGCGCACACACACACACACACACACACACACACACACACACACACACACACACACACACACACAGACACACACACAGACAUGCUGUCAGUGACAUGCAGGGCGUAGAAAAAUGCCUUCUAAGGUUUUUGAAAAGGGAAAAAGCAUAGUGAAUGCUUUUCUAAAGUUUGCUAAAGUUUGAAAAGGCAUAGAAAAUGCUUUUCUAAGGGUUGAAAAGGUGUUUUUCCAUGUUUCAUUUCACAAGUAAAGUGUUUUGUUAUUAAUAUGUGUGGGAAUACGAGGAAAAGACCGCGAAAACUGGGUAUAAAAAUCACGUUCUCCGACACACAAGUACCAUCGGAGGACACGCACACGCCAAGAGACACGUCCAGACAUGACUCACGGUAAACAAAACUCAUUUUGGCACAAUUUCUUCAAGCUAUCUUGAUAUCCACAUGACUGUUAUCCUCUGUGUAUUUUAGAAGUUAGAGCCGAGAUCCAUUCAGCACCAAGACGUUCUGUGAUCCCAGUGGGCGACAACGGAUCUGUCUAUCCGCAAUCAGAUUUCGAUUAUGAAGCGGCUAUAAGGUGCCUACCGGAUCCGGGUGAUUUGCAGUCCUUUUUUGAGGAUGAAUGGUUGGGUGAAACAGCGGGUCCCACCGUGAAUCUUCAGCCGGCCAGUGAACCUUCUCGAGCCGGUCAGAGGUCGGUCGGAGGUCCGCAGCAUCCUGCAGCUUCAUCUCCGCCGGAGACUUCCCGACCCGGGCCUAGCGUGAAACGUGCCGGCAAUUCAGAGACACAACCCCCGCAGAAAAAGAAGUCCAAGUCCGGGGCGAAGCCUCCGAGAGCCACGGGCACUCGACCAGCUCAAAACCCCAGAAACAGAGCACCUCAGCCGGUCAGACCGCCCGGCAGCACCGGUGUUCAGCCUCUGGCGGUUCCCGAACGUCAGAGCUCAGCCGGAGCUCCACCACGGCGUGAAAACCCGACUACACUGAGGACAGACUCGGAUCCACAACCUGCAGUAUCAGAUCCAGCGGACUCAAUCAUCAUUCCAGACACACCUCCAACCUCACCAACAGAACAGCAACCUCCUUCUGUGCCAGUUCUGCUGGCUGCAGAUCCACAGCCAUCUACAUCCUACAGCCAUGCUGCAACCAACGUACUCUGGGCACCGCAGAAGCCUGUACAACGCCGUGCUCGAAAAGUGACGGCGAAGAACACAACUGCCAAGCGGUUGUUUAAUGAGGUCCAUCAAAACGCAGCAACCCCAGCACCACUGCAUAGGAGUGAGGAGACAAACCCGCUACCAGAAAGUCAGAGGGGGCCAGAACAACAACUGCAUAUAAGUGAGGAGACAAACCUGCCACCUGAAAGUCAGAGCGGGCCGAAACGGUUGAAACCACCCCACGUCACUCUUCAGCUACUGUGUCAAGUAGUACAAACUUUCAUGUCCUCUGUUUUAACCUUGUGUGAGAAAAUGUAAAUUUAAAAAAAACUGCAAGGUGUGACAUUUCCCCCUUAAACAUGGAUAAAGAAGUAGAUCCUGAUCUUGAUGAAAUAGCGAUAGCUUUAGGUCAAUUAAAUCCUACCCCUGUCCCCUCUCACAUAGAUGUUAGACAUAAUCUAGAUGAUUCCUCUUUUGCAUUCACAAAAUCAGAAUCACAAAACAGUUACUCUAAUGACCCUCUGAGACCGAUUGAAAUGGCGCUUCAGCAUUUAAACGACCAGACAGAGCCUCAUUCUCCACUCUCACCAGAUUCUCAUCAGAAUUUGGUCGAAAUUCUUUCUCCCCCAGCCUCUCCAGACACACAGCCACCAAACAGUUACUCUAAUGACCCUCUGAGACCGAUUGAAAUAGCGCUUCAGCAUUUAAACGACCAGACAGAGCCUCAUUCUCCACUCUCACCAGAUUCUCAUCAGAAUUUGGUCGAAAUUCUUUCUCCCCCAGCCUCUCCAGACACACAGCCACCAAACAGUUACUCUAAUGACCCUCUGAGACCGAUUGAAAUGGCGCUUCAGCAUUUAAACGACCAGACAGAGCCUCAUUCUCCACUCUCACCAGAUUCUCAUCAGGAUUUGAUUGAGAUUUUUUCACUACCAACCUCUUCUUCAGAAGAGUCACAAAGACCUCCGGCUCAUCAGCGAGGUCACGGUGUAGGGGAUGAUGAGACCAGAUCAACUUCACACGACCGCUUUAACACAGUGGUCAUGCGGCGCGCUUUCACAGUACCCGAACCCGCUGCCGAACCGAAUCUUGCUCAGUUUUAUUCUGAUGUGAUGGGGAUAAUUCAUAGGUUAUCUCUGGAGGCUGAAUUACAUGCUAGACGAAAUGACAUCAUUCAGCUGGAGGUGGUAGGUGAAAAUGUGCGAGACCACGUCUCUGUUGUUGUUGCUGAUCAAGGUGGAAAUGUUCUUCCUGCUUUUGAAGGUUUGCUUGACCGGUUAGUGCAGUCUAACAACAGCAUUGUCGCAGAUGAGAAUGUGGAAUUUGUUGUUCAGGUUGUACGUAAUCCCAGGGGCGGUGGAAAACGUAAGCUUGCACGAACUCUAGAUUGUGAAAUUGUCACCAAAAAAAAACGCUGCUUGUACAUUGUGCUGAAUCGCAAAGAUCAGCUCUGCUUUGCCAUCAGUCUAGCUCACGUGAUGCAUCCAGAUCACACAGUUAACCAGUGUGUAAAACUGGCCCGUGAGUUGCAGCGUCAAGCCGGUCUGGAUGAGCAGACCCCCGUCACUUUUGGUGAUGUGAGCAGGUUUGAAGAAAUUGUCAAACGUAAAAUUGUGAUUUUUUAUCCGACAUCUCACAGUCAACCCCUCUCACAUUUUGAGACAGACUACCCAGAUCGCUCCAGACCGUUGUUUUUGUUUUUACUGCAAAACCAUUACUACGGUAUAAAGAAUCUCAAAGCUUUUAUAGGUGCAAAAUUUGUCUGCCAUCAUUGCUACAAGGGUUUUGACUGCUCCUAUGUGCACAGUUGCCGAGGUUACUGUCAGGUUUGUAAUGACCCUAUCUGUCCUACAGAAGACCUCCAGCCUUUGCACUGCUCAGACUGUAACAGGAUCUGUCGCUCGAUCUCCUGUUUUGCUAGACACAAAGAGACUAAACCGAGUCAUUUGAACAGACAACCCUCUGCUCUCUGUGACAGGGUAAAAAAAUGUACGCGGUGCAAACUAUGCUACUACGUUAACAUGCACACAGGCAAGGCGACGCAUAGCUGCAGCACCAAAUGCAAAAUUUGUGGAGAAAAAUUACCGGCCGGGUCUGAUGUAAUCCUCGGUAAUCACCAAUGCUACAUUCAACCGCUCUCACAAAUAAAUGAUCAUCCUGAUUUGGUUUUUUAUGAUUUUGAAACAUUUGUGAACGAGAAAGGCGAGCACAUCCCCUUUCUAGUCUGUGCAAAAACAUUGAAAGGUACGGAGAAGGUGUUUUAUGGUCUGCAGUGUGUUAAACAUUUUCUUCUGCAUUUCAGAAGCAACCGCUACCGAAGAAAUGUUUUUAUUGCACAUAAUGCUAGAGGAUUUGACGGCUACCUGAUUUUGAGGGGCAUGCUGAAAGAAGGUGUAGUACCGCAGCAGAUUCUCAUGACUGGAAGUAAACUUCUCAGUUUUGAGGAACCCCACUAUCAACUAAAAUUCAUUGACUCUCUUUCUUUCCUAGCCAUGAGGCUCAGUGCUAUGCCAAAGGCUCUGGGCUUCACCGACCAGAUCAAGGGGUACUUUCCACACCAUUUCAGCUCAGCGGGGCGUCUUGGGUAUGUGGGAGUCUAUCCUUUGCCAGCCGAAUAUGGCACAGAACGCAUGACACUGACCGAGCAGAAAGAGUUUUAUGAGUGGUACGGUCAAGUCAGUCGCGGCACCUUCGAUUUCAGGAAGGAGGCUGUGCGUUACUGUAAAAAUGAUGUUGACAUUCUGUCCAAGGCCUGUGUUCGAUUCAGAGAACAGUUUCUCAGCGAAACGGGGGUGGAUCCGUUUGGUUCGAUCACUAUUGCCUCUGCUUGCAUGAGGGUGUUUCUUACCAAAUUUCUACAGCCCAAUACUCUCGCUAUACCAUGCCCGUACGAGUACAGAGGUCAGUGUAAAAGAUUCUCGGAGCCCUCCAUUCAGUGGUUAGAGUGGGUCAUGCACAAACAGAAAAUCUUUAUCCAGCACGCUCUGAACUUGGGGGAAAAACAGAUUGGUUCUUUUUUUGUGGACGGUUACGCAGAGAUUGAUGGUGUAAAAUGUGUUUGGGAGUUUCACGGUUGCUUUUACCACGGGUGUCCUAGUUGUUUCUCUCCUACAGAGACCUGCACCUUGAGAGGCGUUUCCUUUGGGGAACUGCAUGUGGCCGGUGAGGACAGAGUGCGCAGGUUGGAAUCUCAACAUGGCAUCCGAGUUGUUGUCAUGAGAGAACAUGUGUGGAAUGAGAUGAAAAAAUCCUGUGCAGAGGUGAAAGAGUUUCUCAGUGUUUUUGACCCCCCUGAACCUCUCUCCCCACGCAAAGCCCUUUACGGGGGCAGAACGUGUGCCCUAAAAUUGAGACACACGGCUGAACCUGAAGAACAGAUUCACUAUGUGGACUUUACGUCUCUUUAUCCAUUUGUUAACAGCACCUGUUCUUAUCCGCUAGGUCACCCAACCAUCAUCUACAAAGAUUUUGGGGAUCCUAGAGACUACUAUGGGUUCAUUCGUGCCACCGUCUACCCGCCGCGUGGGCUAUUUUUCCCUGUUUUACCUUACAAAACCUCACAGGGUAAACUCAUCUUCACACUUUGCAGAACCUGUGCAGAAAAUAACCAUCAAGAGGGCCCCUGUCAUCACGACGAUGAGGCCAGAGCAUUGACAGGGGUGUGGGUGAGUGUGGAGUUUCACAAGGCUUUGGAGAUGGGUUACAGAGUCGGUAAAAUAACAGAGGUUUGGCACUUUCCAGACAGUAGUGACAGGGUGUUUGUGGACUACAUACACACAUUUCUGAAAGGAAAGCAGGAAGCUUCGGGUUAUCCUCCAGAGGCUUCAGAUGAAGUCAGCAGGGAGGAAUACAUCAGGGACUAUCAGGUUCAUCAAAACAUCCAAUUAGAUCCUACCAAAAUUGAGAAAAAUCCUGUCAAAAGGCAGGUGGCUAAACUGUGUCUCAACAGCCUCUGGGGAAAAUUUGCACAGAGACAUAAUCUGCUUCAGACCUGCAUCGUCACAGAACCCGAAGAAUUUUUCAACUACCUGUUUUCGGGUAAAUACAAAGUAGAGUACUUUCAGGUCCUUGACAGCGAGAGAGCUUUACUUCAGUGGAAACACACUGAGCGCUGCAUUCAACCUCCGGGUAGGCAGAGUAAUGUCUUUCUAGCUGCAUUCACCACAGCACACGCACGACUCAAGUUGUACAGCUAUCUGGAAAAGCUGCAAGAGAGGGUUCUCUACACUGACACAGACAGCCUGAUUUAUGUGGUCAAGAAGGGUGAGACCCCUCUAGUGCUGGGAAACUAUCUGGGGGACUUAACAGAUGAGUUGGAGGGUGACAGCAUUCAGGAGUUUGUGGCUGCCGGUCCCAAAAGUUAUGCCUACCAAACAAAAAAUAAAAAAAAAAUGGUCAUGCGUGUCAAAGGUAUAACUCAGACGCGUGAAUGCUGCGAGCGUGUGAACUUUGACAGUGUCAGAGAGCUGGUGGAGGGUUUCCAAACACACAAUUCACAGCAGAGGGUCAUUAACACACCACAGCACAACAUUGUUCGUAAUAAAAGUGGGUUUGUGUUAAAGAACUUGACAUUUCAGAAAAAGUUUCGAGUGGUGUAUGACAAACGACGCCUCCUGGCUGAUGGAACUUCUCUGCCUUUUGGUUAUUAAAACUUGAUUUUUUAAAAAAUGUCACAUCUUGCUGUUACAGAGGAAACUGAUUUUGAACCUCGGUUCAUUUUUCCCUUCUCAAUGCUUUUGGCUGGCCCGUCCGGGUGUGGCAAGACAUAUUUUGUCCGGAAAAUUCUUGAGCAUUGUCAACAUGUGAUGACUAUGGUACCUGAAAACAUUGUCUGGAUAUAUACUUCGUUUCAACCCAUGUACAAUGAAUUGCAAAGGAUGAAUAAAAACAUUAAAUUUGUUGAA
Messenger RNA from Acanthochromis polyacanthus (spiny chromis), 6848 nucleotides. RefSeq lists its product as uncharacterized. Lineage: Eukaryota; Metazoa; Chordata; Actinopteri; Pomacentridae. The record is from RefSeq and is a predicted model, not a curated record. Gene Ontology annotation, molecular function: DNA-directed DNA polymerase activity; nucleotide binding; DNA binding. The transcript is spliced from 5 exons. The coding region runs from base 2304 to 6593 and encodes 1429 amino acids. Gene Ontology annotation, biological process: DNA replication.